Huiozyma naganishii CBS 8797 is the source of this 2538-nucleotide messenger RNA. It is a transcript of the gene RNR3, whose product is annotated as ribonucleotide-diphosphate reductase subunit RNR3. Gene Ontology annotation, molecular function: ribonucleoside-diphosphate reductase activity, thioredoxin disulfide as acceptor; ATP binding. The transcript has a single exon. The record is from RefSeq and is a predicted model, not a curated record. Gene Ontology annotation, biological process: deoxyribonucleotide biosynthetic process; DNA replication. Gene Ontology annotation, cellular component: ribonucleoside-diphosphate reductase complex. NCBI's taxonomy places the organism in Eukaryota, Fungi, Ascomycota, Saccharomycetes, Saccharomycetales, Saccharomycetaceae. Bases 1 to 2538 code for a protein of 845 amino acids.
AUGUACGUUAUAAAAAGAGAUGGAAGGAAAGAGCCUGUCAGAUUUGACAAGAUCACGGCCAGGAUUACAAGACUUUGCUAUGGGUUAGAUCCGAAACGUGUUGACCCUGUUAUAGUCACUCAGAGAAUCAUUUCUGGUGUCUAUGAAGGUGUGAGCACUGAAGAAUUGGAUAACCUAGCCGCAGAAACAGCCGCAUACAUGACUACUAUUCAUCCUGAUUACGGUACUUUGGCUGCUAGGCUUGCGAUUUCUAAUUUGCACAAGCAAACUACGAAACUGUUUUCUCAGGUUGUUAGUGACCUGUAUCACUAUGUUAAUCCUGCUAACGGGAAGCACGCUCCUAUGAUUUCAGAUAAGGUCUACGACAUUGUGAUGAAAAACAAAGAACUGUUGAAUUCCACUAUUGUUUAUGACAGGGAUUUUGCAUACAAUUACUUUGGUUUCAAGACACUAGAACGGUCAUACUUGCUGAGAAUUAACGGUAAAGUGGCGGAACGUCCCCAACAUUUGGUUAUGAGAGUGGCCUUGGGUAUCCAUCUGGAUGAUUUAGAAUCUGUCGUAAGGACAUACAAUUUGAUGUCAAUGAGAUACUUCACACACGCCUCCCCCACUCUAUUCAAUGCUGGUACCCCAAGACCACAGAUGUCAUCAUGCUUUUUGAUUGCCAUGAAAGAUGACUCCAUUGAGGGAAUUUUUGACACUUUGAAGGAGUGUGCUAUGAUAUCGAAAACUGCAGGUGGUAUCGGUUUGCACAUUCACAAUAUUCGUUCAACUGGGUCGUACAUCGCCGGUACCAAUGGGACGUCGAAUGGUCUGAUUCCAAUGAUCCGUGUCUUCAACAACACAUCACGUUAUGUCGACCAAGGUGGUAACAAAAGACCUGGUGCCUUUGCUUUGUAUCUAGAACCAUGGCACGCUGAUAUUUUUGACUUCAUUGAUAUCAGGAAAAAUCACGGGAAGGAAGAGAUCAGGGCAAGAGAUCUAUUCCCCGCUUUAUGGAUCCCCGACCUUUUUAUGAAGCGUGUGGAAGCUAACGGCGAUUGGACCUUGUUUUCGCCGAGCGAUGCUCCAGGUCUAUCUGAUGUUUGGGGUGAAGAGUACGAGCAACUUUAUGAAAGGUAUGAAAGGGAGGGUCGUGGUAAGACAAUUAAAGCACACAAAUUGUGGUACGCAAUCCUGGAAGCUCAGACCGAAACUGGUACGCCAUUUAUGAUUUACAAAGAUGCGUGUAACAGGAAGAGUAACCAACAGAAUUUGGGAACAAUCAAAUCCUCUAACCUGUGUUGUGAAAUUGUCGAGUAUUCUGCACCAGAUGAAACAGCAGUUUGUAACCUUGCCUCGAUUGCUUUACCGGCCUUCAUAGAGACAUCGGAAGAUGGGAAAGUGUCCACUUAUAACUUCGAUAAGCUACACGAGAUUUCCAAGGUUGUUACUCACAACUUGAACAGAGUCAUCGACAACAACUACUAUCCAGUUCCGGAAGCUGAAAACUCCAAUAUGAGACAUAGACCAAUUGCUUUAGGUGUUCAAGGUCUUGCUGAUACUUAUAUGCUGCUGCGUUUACCGUUUGAGUCGGAGGAAGCCAGGACUUUGAACAAACAAAUAUUUGAAACAAUCUACCAUGCGUCUUUGGAGGCAUCUUGUGAACUGGCUCAAAAGGAUGGAACAUACUCCUCCUGGGAGGGUUGCCCAAUGUCUAAGGGUAUUUUCCAAAUGGAUAUGUGGGAUGCCAAACCGUUUGGGAUGUGGGAUUGGGAAACAUUGAGAAAAGAUAUUAUUGAGCAUGGGUUGAGAAACUCUUUGACAAUGGCCCCAAUGCCAACUGCUUCAACAUCUCAAAUUAUGGGCUAUAACGAAUGUUUCGAACCCCUCACCUCCAACAUGUACCAGCGUCGUGUCCUGUCCGGUGAAUUUCAAGUCGUCAAUCCAUACUUGCUUCGGGACUUGGUUGAUUUGGGUGUCUGGGACGAAAGUAUGAAACAACAUUUAAUUACGGCCAACGGUUCCAUCCAAGGUUUGCCAAAUAUCCCAGAUGAGUUGAAAGAGUUAUACAAAACGGUUUGGGAAAUAUCUCAGAAAAAGAUUUUGGAAAUGGCUGCCGACCGUUCCAUCUACAUUGAUCAAUCUCAUUCUUUGAACUUAUUUUUACAAGCUCCAACAAUGGGUAAAAUCACCAGUAUGCAUUUCUACGGUUGGAAGAAAGGUUUGAAGACUGGUAUGUACUAUCUGAGGACACAAGCUGCAUCUGCUGCAAUUCAGUUCACCAUUGAUCAAAAGGUAGCUGAUAGGGCUGCUACCAUGGUCGCAGAUCUCGCUAAUUUGAAACGUCCAAGAUACGUCCCGCAAGGCACCAAAUUCACUGAACGUUUGGCAAAAAUUAACGAACAUUCUAUGCCUCCGACGGCUUUGAGGGAAAUAUCCAAUUUAACUUUGGAAGAUCAUUCGCUUGAGACUCCCAGAACAUCUUCUAACGAAAAGAUAUCUUCUAACGUUACCGCCGUUAUUAUAGAGGAAGGUUGCGAGGUGACCAGUCAAUGA